Cajanus cajan (pigeon pea) is the source of this 728-nucleotide messenger RNA. Its product is annotated as large ribosomal subunit protein uL29. Gene Ontology annotation, cellular component: ribosome; cytosolic large ribosomal subunit. Gene Ontology annotation, molecular function: structural constituent of ribosome; mRNA binding. The record is from RefSeq and is a predicted model, not a curated record. Gene Ontology annotation, biological process: maturation of LSU-rRNA from tricistronic rRNA transcript (SSU-rRNA, 5.8S rRNA, LSU-rRNA); translation. Lineage: Eukaryota; Viridiplantae; Streptophyta; Magnoliopsida; Fabales; Fabaceae.
GCAACCCUUAUAUAACUAAAAGAACCCAAGUCCUUUAAAGCGAGCUUGUCCCUCCCAUUUAAAAUUAGGGUUUACGGCGAAGAGGCGCAGCCAUAGCAGAAGCUCCUGAAAUUGCUAGCAAUGGCGAGGAUCAAGGUUUACGAACUGAGGCAGAAGACGAAGGCUGAGCUGUUGAAUCAGCUGAAGGACCUAAAGGCGGAGCUUGCCUUGCUUCGUGUCGCUAAGGUCACCGGAGGUGCCCCUAACAAGCUCUCCAAGAUAAAGGUGGUGAGGUUGUCGAUUGCGCAGGUUUUGACGGUGAUUUCUCAGAAGCAGAAGGCUGCGUUGAGGGAUGCCUAUAAGAACAAGAAGUACUUGCCUCUUGAUCUGCGCCCUAAGAAGACUAGGGCUAUUCGCAGAAGGCUUACCAAGCACCAGGCAUCAUUGAAGACAGAGAAGCAGAAGAAGAAAGAGACAUAUUUCCCAAUGAGGAAAUAUGCUAUCAAGGUGUAACACUAGAGCAAUCUUAUCUAUUAAUUGGACAUUUACCUCCUUUAUACUUGACAAGUUUUGAUACAUCUCGUUUUGUAGUUUCAUGUUGGAAUCGUUGCUUAUCAUUGCCUUUUAAUUAUUAUGUCUUUAGACCGGUGUUUCUUGAAGCUACCAGUAUUCAUGCGAAUUGUUAGUUUCUUUUGUUAUUUUCAGUUCAAAAUUGAAAAAAUGCAUUACAUUUUUGUCAUUUAUUUUUA